Molecule: messenger RNA, 1446 nt
Organism: Aspergillus tanneri
Lineage: Eukaryota; Fungi; Ascomycota; Eurotiomycetes; Eurotiales; Aspergillaceae
Gene: sen2
Product: tRNA splicing endonuclease subunit SEN2
Exons: 1
Coding region: 1-1446 (481 amino acids)
Biological process (GO): tRNA-type intron splice site recognition and cleavage; tRNA splicing, via endonucleolytic cleavage and ligation
Cellular component (GO): tRNA-intron endonuclease complex
Molecular function (GO): nucleic acid binding; tRNA-intron lyase activity
Source: RefSeq, a predicted model, not a curated record
AUGGCGUCUCAGUCCAAUUCCAGUCCCACGCCCAAAGCUGAAGCUGCAGCUAGCAAGUUGGGGACUACACAAAAUCACAAACUGUCCGCUCUUCCUCGAUCCUCAAGACCCAAUUACAGACAUAUACACCGUUUCCCACUGCCCCUCAGUGUUCAUCCGCUUCCUCCUUUGAUCCCGCAUAACCCCUUGUCUAUUGUCAGUGUGCUACUCUCGUACCUGACGUACUUCAUCUCUCCCCCUCAUCAUGAAGUCUAUCCUGCCUACUUCGACUCGGACACUUCUUCUGUCCAUGUCACUGAUGAGAAGACUAUCCGGGCAUUGUGGGAAAUGGGGUUCUUCGGCAAGGGUAAUCUGAGUCGAAGUGAACCCAGCUGGCUAGAACGAGAAAAGAAGAGGAGGGGGUUACUCGGAGGGGUUACCAGUGAAGAGGUUACUCGCCAACGAAGAUCAGAGCGCCGAGAGUUGAAACUGGAGAGAGCCAGGAUGGAGAGGAUGGCUAUUGAUGAUAGGCUGAAGGCGGAGGCCACCGCGAACGGGACCGUUACAACGCUAACCGAUCAAUCGUCCAUGCCAGCUACCGUGGAUGGUGUUACUAGCAGUGCUGUUUCUACUGCCGAAAAAUUUUCCUUGCGGAAAGCCAGGGAAACUAAACUACUGGGGUCACAAUGCCCGGUAGCACAGAACUGGGAGGGUGAGUCUCCCGACCAAAAAUCACCGAACGGUGGCAAGACCGUGCGGUUUUCUCCAGUAGUUGAGGCCAAGGAAUUUGCCUCGGACUCAACUAUCCUGCACCUACCGGGUUCCAUGACGGACAAGCAGGAGUCUGGUGAGGAGCCUGUGUUGGUUAACGAGGAACACUUGCAACUGUCCAACGAGGAGGCAUUUUUCCUGGCGUAUGGGCUUGGUGUCCUCCAGAUCUUUGACAGGGACCAGAAGACUACAUUGUCCCCAACCACUUUACUCUCGAUGUUUUGUCAGCAUGCAUACUUCCCCCCACGAGUUUUGUCCACAGAUUUGAAUCCGGACAACCCUUUUUUGAUAUCAUAUGUUGUGUACCACCAUUUUCGUUCUCUUAAAUGGGUUGUACGCUCCGGAGUGAAAUUCGGAGUAGACUAUAUCCUUUACAACCGUGGGCCCGUUUUCUCGCAUGCUGAGUAUGCCGUUGUGGUCAUCCCAUCCUUCGAUGACCCCUACUGGUCCGAAACUGAAGAGCGGAGAGUGCACUGUGCCAAUAAACAAGCACGCAGCUGGUGGUGGUUCCAUUGCGUCAAUCGGGUCCAGGCGCAGGUACGAAAAACCUUGGUGGUGUGUUAUGUCGAAGUCCCUCCCCCGUCUCCUCAUGAUCCGAAAGCAUCCUCAGAGGUUGACAUUGGGGCCAUCCUUGCCCGCUACCGAGUGCGAGAAAUGACUGUCAGGCGAUGGGUGCCGAAUCGAACCCGUGAUUAG